Molecule: messenger RNA, 1329 nt
Organism: Botrytis fragariae
Lineage: Eukaryota; Fungi; Ascomycota; Leotiomycetes; Helotiales; Sclerotiniaceae
Product: putative nucleosome assembly protein
Exons: 5
Coding region: 1-1197 (398 amino acids)
Biological process (GO): nucleosome assembly
Cellular component (GO): chromatin; nucleus
Molecular function (GO): chromatin binding; histone binding
Source: RefSeq, a predicted model, not a curated record
AUGUCGGACAUUCCAAAGAAAAACAACCCCCAAACCGCUCCCACUCCUCAAAAUACCCCAAUGAACAACGCUCCUAUUUCAUCGCAUGCUCAGCAACCUGGUGUUGGCACGAUUAAGGAAGAGGAGUUCGACCGCGCUACAGCAGCCUCCAUUUUCGCACAAAACCCAAAACUUGUCGAAAUGAUUCAAGGAAAGCUUGGCUCCCUUGUAGGCCGUUCAUCUGGUUACGUCGAAUCCCUCCCUACACCCGUCCGUCGUCGCGUUGCCGGCCUCAAGGGCGUUCAGAAAGAACAUUCGAAAUUAGAGGCCGAAUUUCAAGAAGAGGUAUUGGAGCUUGAGAAGAAGUACUUCGCCAAGUUCACUCCUCUUUACCAGAAGAGAGCUAAGAUCGUCAACGGUGAAGUUGAGCCUACCGAAGAGGAGAUUAAGUCGGGUGAGGAGGACGACGAAGAGCACGACGCAGAACAAGCCGAAAAGGUCGAUGAGUCCGCCGAGAAGAUUUCCGGUAUCCCAGAAUUCUGGCUGUCCGCCAUGAAGAACCAGGUUUCGCUUGCCGAGAUGAUCACAGAUAGAGAUGAGGCCGCCCUCAAGGACUUGACCGAUAUCCAAAUGGAAUACCUUGACAAACCUGGUUUCCGCUUGAUUUUCCAAUUUGCCGACAACGAGUUCUUCACUAACAAGACAAUCACCAAGACUUACUUCUAUCAAAACGAGAGUGGUUACGGUGGAGACUUCAUCUAUGACCAUGCUGAAGGUGACAAGAUCAACUGGAAGGAAGGCAAGGAUUUGACUGUCCGAGUUGAGAGCAAGAAGCAACGCAACAAGAACACAAAGCAAACCCGUGUCGUUAAGAAGACAGUCCCAACAGAGUCCUUCUUCAACUUCUUCUCCCCACCUAAGGCACCUACCGACGAGGACGAUGAUGACUUGGCUUCGGAUAUCGAGGAGCGCCUUGAGCUUGAUUACCAGUUGGGUGAGGAUAUUAAGGAGAAGCUUAUUCCACGUGCAAUCGAUUGGUUCACUGGUGAGGCUCUUCAAUUCGAGGAAUUGGAUGACGAUUUGGAGGAAGGCGAUUUUGAGGAUGAAGACGAUGAGGAAGACAUGAGUGAAGACCGUGAUGAUGAUGAAGAUGAGUCGGAUGAGGACGAUGAUGCUGCGAAGCCCAAGCAAGAGGCUGCUGAGUGUAAGCAGAGUUAGAUGAAAUUUUGAGGGUUACCGACAUUUUCACUCCCUGACUACCUUUCUAAAGGAACGACGUUCUUGGCCUAAGAGUACCUCCGAAGUGCUUUUGGCACACAAAGUCGUUCAGGAAGCAUAGUCCGCAAUUGC